AAGGCUUGUUCAAGACCAAAGUCCAGAAUCCUCUGAAACACGUGAUAAAUAGUCAGCGGCUCGGGUCCCACACACAGCCUGAAAAUGGGGCGUGGCAUGUAUCCUCCUCAGCCCUCAAUUUACAUUAACAACCUCAAUGACAAAGUCAAAAAGGAAGAGUUGAAGAAAUCUCUGUACGCAAUUUUCUCUCAAUUCGGAGAAAUUCUGGAAAUUGUUGCGGCCAAGAAUUUGAGAGCACGAGGACAAGCUUUUGUAGUGUUUAAGGAUAUCAACAGUGCUUCAAAUGCUCUCAGAUCAAUGCAGGGAUUCCCUUUCUACGAGAAACCUAUGAGGAUAAACUAUGCCAAGAAGAAGUCAGACGCAGUGGCUAAGUUGGACGGUUCAUUUGUAGCUAAAGAUGCCAACAAGAAGGGUGCUGUGAAAGAAAAGAGGAAAGCUCCCGAGCAAGCAGGUGGAGAAGCGAAGAGAGUGAUGGAGAAAGCUAUGCCCAUGAUGGGACUUAUGCAAGGGAUGAUGCAGGGUAUAAUCCCCCCAGGAAUGCAACCCCCAGCUGUUAACACCGUCGCUCCCCCGAUGCCACCUAAACCCAGACCAACUCCUCCUCAAACUGGAAGUGAAAUUCCACACAAAAUAUUAUUCUUGCAGAACCUCCCUCCAGAAACAACAGAAAUGAUGUUGACGAUGCUUUUCGAACAGUUCCCUGGGUUCAAAGAAACAAGAUUAGUCCCCGGCAGACACGACAUAGCCUUCGUCGAGUUCGAAGUUGACCAACAAGCAUCCCAAGCAAAACAGGCUCUCAACCAGUUCAAGAUCACGCCGAAGAAUGCCAUGUCUAUUUCAUUUGCGAACAAAUAGCUAAUAAAUAAGCAGACUAAAAUCAGUAUCCCUCAUUAUGUUCUUUCUGAACGUGUUUCCGCGAUGUUAUUAAUGUUGACAUAUUUGAUGAUGAUAGAAAAUUUUCCGAGUCUUCGUGAGCGUUGUUGAGCUCUUCAGACGAUUUAUAAGCUUUAUUUUUAUUUAUUGAGCUCGGGUCUUGUAAUGAUACUCGACAUUUCAUCUUUUAUUACUCA
Molecule: messenger RNA, 1070 nt
Organism: Bolinopsis microptera
Lineage: Eukaryota; Metazoa; Ctenophora; Tentaculata; Lobata; Bolinopsidae
Product: U1 small nuclear ribonucleoprotein A-like
Exons: 6
Coding region: 85-855 (256 amino acids)
Biological process (GO): mRNA splicing, via spliceosome
Cellular component (GO): U1 snRNP
Molecular function (GO): U1 snRNA binding
Source: RefSeq, a predicted model, not a curated record